AAGGAAGAAAAAGAAAGGAAGGAAGAAAAAGAAAACAACGGAAAGAAAAGAAGAUGGGGUGAGAUGGAAGAUACCUAUGGUAUUCUCAACCGAGACUGCCAUUGGGAUGAGGCGGGACAAUGGGGUAUCUCGUUCCAUAGAGAAACCAGGACGCCCCUAUCCCACGGGAUUUAAAACCUUCGUUGUGAUGCAUAAACUCAUCCAUAAGUCCAAGGUUCUCUACUUUACUUUUUGAGUCAUCUUUAAUAAGGAAUAUUGAUGUGAACAAUUUGAAUAGAGGUUAAUUGUGCAAGAAAUGAAGCAUGGAAUGCUCAAAUGAUGAAAAUAAAGAUACUGAAGAGAGGAUGAGAAUUUUAAGGAGAAGGGAGGAAGAAGCUUCAGGAAAUAGUAUUACAAAAAUUCAACCUUUUGGGUUGUAUUUAUCACAUCUACUCAAACUCAAAUUCCUACUCUUAAUAUAGAGGGCUGGCAUUGUAGUGGAAACCACAACCUUAAGAAUCUGUCUGAAUAGUCUUGUUGAGUUGAAUUUUCUUGUUUGCGUUCAUUCUAUGGCAAACACAGAGGAUCGACUUUUUUAGUUCUUGUGAUUUAGGUGUUGAGUCCACCAUUAUGCUUCACAUCCUUGCCAAAAAUCCUUGGACUUCCUAAAAGAAUUUAGGCUGCUGACACCAACUUUACAUAACUUAAAACUUAGUAUGUUAGAUUACCAUUGGACAAGGAGAUCAUGCAUAUUAGUGUUUGAUACCAAUCCUUUUUGGAAGUUCGUCUUAGUGAAUUGAAGGUUUGACUUUGUUUUCAGUUUUGAGGUUCCACUCCUAUGUUAAGGUGUUCGUCACUUCAUUCUUUGUAGGUCCACGAUGUGAUAUCAACUCAUAUCCUCUCACCUCAAUUUGGAUCAUCAAAGAUUCUUUAUGGUCCUUGCUUAAAUCACGUCUAGUUGAGACUGACUUGAUGAAAAGGAUUUUCAUACCAUCAUAGGAAAGAGAUAAACUAACCUAGUGUAAAUGUUGUAUGAAUUGAAUCUACAAUCAUCUACAUCCUUAAACCAAUCUGAAGCUCUGGAUGGGCCCUAAAAGUGACCUUAAACAUGCACUUGGCAUUGAACUUGAAUAGUCUCGUUUUCCCUUCUAGGCUUCUUAAUUAUAGGCCGAUCAAAUGUAAUAACUUAGAAGUUUUGAUCUCCUUUCAAUUACAAGUGAGCAGAAUCUUCAAUUGCUCUACUAGAUCUAGGGUUGAAACAAAACCAGAAAUUGGUAUAUACAUUUCUGUGCCCAUACAUAUUCAGCGGUUACAAAUAUGACCAUGGAUACUAAAAUUUGUGCCCAUAUGUGUCCUAAACAGAAACAGAUAUGGAUUGUAUAUUAAUCAUAUCCAUAUUUGUCCUAAAUGGAUACAUACAUGAAUAGGAUAUUAUGUUGGAUACAAAUUGAAUUUUUGAUUUUUUAUGAGGGCAUUAUUAGAUUAUUAAACUAAACAAAAUGAGCAUUUUUAAUAGGUAGGAGUAUGAUAUUAAAAUAAAUAUUUUUGGAGGACAUGAAUGUGACGUCAUCCAUGUCAAUUUUAAGCAAGCCCUCAUCCAUGCUCUCAGUAAAAGAGGUCCUUUUUUCAAAAAAAAAAAAAACACUAAUAUGCCAAAUAUCCAGAUAUCCAAAUUUCUUGCUAUCUGAUAUAGGCCAUGUAUAUCACUAUAGUUUUUUUUUUCGUUUUUUCUUAAAAAAUAGCACAUGAAAAUUGUGAUAAAAAACUUGUUUGGUAAAGUAGUUUUCUUUUUUGUUUUUAAAAAACUCAUCUAGUUUCUGAGAAAAGUGAAAGCUAGUAAAAGUGGCUAACACGUGAAACGAUAAACAAGUUACGUCUUACCUUCGUUUUUGCCACACCACCACCACUGCUACCACCACAACUAUCGUUGCCACCUUCACGGCCACCACUAUGACCAUUGCUACCACUACGACUGCCAUCGAUGCUACCAUUGCCUGCUAGUGCCACCGCCAUUACCAUUGCCUUUGCCAUCACCAUUGCCACAACCACCAUAACCGCUGAUUAUAGAUUUUUGGCUUAAGUUUUUAAAAAAUCGACGAUAUUAAAUAUGCUUAUAUUCUUAAUUUAAAUAAACAGAAACACAGAUUCAGUUUUCAGGUUUUAAAAAAUAGCAAGCUGAUGGUGAUGCCAUCAUAUCCGAAGAACUUAGAAUCUGUAUUUCUACUUGCAUAUGAAAAAUUUUCCAUCCUUGUAUCCAACUCUAUAUCUGAAUUUGGUCAGAUCUUUCUAUCAGAAUCUGAUGCAAAUCCUAAUUUGGAUGAGGUUAGAUUUUAUCCAACCCACUUUCAGCCCUUUUUGGAUCAUUUGACUUGAAGUUGAAGGGUUUGCUUAUAGUUUAUAGGAAGAAAUGUUUGGAGCAUCCAUCUCGUCCCAAAGUGCACUUUUUUGGCUAGGCAUAGUUGGUAUCAAGGAUUGGAGUGUUGGCUGUGCCGUUGUGCCUUCCAUGCUGUUUGCCACAUACCAUGCCAAGCCUGAGUUGGCACCCAAUAAUGGGCUGAGUUGCUUGGUAUUGAGUGGUAUUGCCUCGUGCAUACUUGUAAUACGUUUACCAAUAAUGCUUGAUAUGGCUUAAAACCAAGCAUAGGCCAUAGAGGUUUUCUAAACCCGCCCCUGCGACCACCCCUCUUUUUUUUUACAAAAUGUUUCAGGUAUUUUGAGAAUGUGGUGUUUGGGGGUUUCCAAGAGUCUGGUGAGGAAAUUUGCAUAGAUUGAGGUGAAAUUGAGGCAGAUCAGAGCCUACCUCUUGCAGUUAUCAAUAUAAUGGUUCCCUUCCAUUUUUUAUGUCAUUUAUAUAUAAAAUAUAGACUAAAGAUGAUAGUUUUUCGGAAUUUGCAGCUUAGUAUAGCUUUGUUUUGUUGUUUUUAACGAUAGAACACAAAUCUGGAAUGAAAGUGAGUGAUUUUGGGAGGUUCAGCCCAAAGCAACAUGUCUGAAAAUAAUCAGAUGCAAUAAUGCUCAUUCAGGUUGAUUUUUAUAUGUUGUCAAGUAGGGCAUGAUCUACAAGACUACAACCAUAUUGUUUUUUUCCUUUUUGAGUUACAUUUAGUUUUAAAAUUCACUUUAUGUUAAAUAAUUGUAAAAUUGUAAAGAAGUAAAUUGCAAGGAAGUUUAUGGUAGCAUAUUGCACUAUAAAUGUGCAGAUGCUACCAUGAUUGCAUUUUAAUUAAGCUAAAGGUUGGUGUGCUUGGGUUUAGUAUGAAGUAUGAACCUAUGUAAAACUUGGAUAUUCUCAAAAUCAACUUGAGCAAGACACAUAAGACUGGGUUGAUUUUUUUUCUAUGUAGCAUGCACGGGGCUAAUCUGAAAUCCUUGAAAAAUCAAUUUUGGAUUUAUCCUCAUCAAUAUUUGUCUUAUACUUACAUUGACACACACUUUUAAUUGCUAAAGGCUAUUUGCAGGGUUAAAAUAAAAGUUUAAUGCGUAAAAAAUGCCCUACCAAACCUAGAAACAUGUUUAAAGCAUCAAUUUCUUUUUAAAAUGCAAAGUAAACCCCCUUGUCCCAUGUACACUGAAAAUAUGCAUGCCACAACAUGUGCUCCACACUGCAUGGCACAUGACAUUGCUGUGACAACCAGUGGUAUCAAUACCUCAAUCGUCGUUGUCAUCAGUUGGAUAUAUAAUAAAAUUUGCAAUUUCUUAUAAAAAUAUCUGAUUCAAAUUCUAAAUGCAGCAUGCUAGUUCUGUGUCGACCUAGCACUAGCACAAUAUAGAUGCUAGUGCUGAACAUGUGGAGGCUUGGUAAUACUAAUGGUACACUCUGUCAUACAUGCACCAGUAAACAGAGUUGUGCCGCAUGUUGAUCUAUCUCUUCUAAGGACAUAUUGAGGGGCAUGGAUUGGCAAAGCGAACACUUCAAUCCUUGAUACAUAAUUCAGUUGCUCUGUCAUAUGAGAUUGUUGGCAUGCUAAGGCCUUGACUAAGCACCACAAGGAGCUGUUCUGCAGAUAUCUUAGACCACAUCUUCUCCUAUUAUUUUGUGAAAUAUGAUGGGAAAAACCAUGGUUUUGAAAAACUAGAGGGAGUCUGACAACCAAAUGGGAGAAAGGAAAAAGGGAAAUCUGAAAGCUGCAUCUGGUGAACUUGCUGGUCUCCCCUACCAUCACCUUUGUGAUCAUUGACAGAAAUCUACCCAGGACGAGUACCAUGCCUGGUGGAACGAAGAAUACUGAAAAGUCAGAGACAUCCUCAGGUCAGCAUAAUUGGGAAAGAUCAAAAAUUGAGACACUUGGGCAACGUAAUCCAUGUGAUCACCCAGCAGCCCAACUAUUUGAUGAUAAGAUUUCUGUUAAAAAUAAGCUGAAAAUGUUAAAUCGAAUAGCUUCACUGAAAGAUGAUGGAACUGUAGAAGUUGAUGUUCCGAGCAGUCUUGAACCUAUGCCAGUUGAUAUUGGGUCUGAGGAUGUUGCUGCUGAACCAGUUGAUGAAGAAUUACUAGACUCAAUGGACUUCCAGUAUAGACCACCCAUGCAAAUAGUUAUUCUUAUUGUUGGUACGCGAGGAGAUGUGCAGCCUUUUGUUGCUAUUGGUAAACAUCUACAGGACUAUGGACAUCGUGUUAGACUAGCAACUCAUGCGAACUUCAAGGAGUUUGUAUUGACUGCUGGACUGGAGUUUUACCCUUUAGGUGGAGAUCCCAAAAUUCUUGCUGAAUACAUGGUCAAGAAUAAAGGGUUCUUGCCUUCAGCACCUUCAGAGAUACCUGUUCAACGAAAAGAGAUCAAGGAAAUUAUAUUUUCAUUGCUCCAAGCCUGCAAGGACCCAGAUGUUGAUACAGGCGUUUGUUUCAAAGCAGAUGCAAUAAUUGCAAAUCCACCAGCAUAUGGGCAUACACAUGUGGCAGAGGCGCUAAAGGUUCCAAUUCACAUAUUUUUCACAAUGCCUUGGACGCCAACUAAUGAAUUUCCUCAUCCUCUUUCUCGUGUCAAGCAACCAGCUGGAUAUAGACUUUCAUACCAAAUCGUUGAUUUUAUGAUCUGGCUUGGAAUACGGGACAUGAUAAAUGAUUUUAGAAAAAUAAAGUUGAAGCUGCGACCUGUUACAUAUCUUAGUGGUGCCCAGGGUUCUGCCUCAGACAUCCCUCAUGGUUAUAUCUGGAGUCCUCAUCUUGUCCCCAAACCGAAAGACUGGGGACCUAAAAUUGAUGUAGUUGGAUUUGGCUUUCUUGACCUUGCAUCAAACUAUGAACCUCCAGACUCACUUAUGAAAUGGCUUGGAAGUGGUGAAAAGCCUAUUUAUAUUGGAUUUGGCAGCCUUCCUGUCCAAGAACCAGAAAAAAUGACCAAGACUAUUGUGGAGGCACUGGAGAUCACCGGACAGAGAGGUAUCAUUAACAAGGGGUGGGGUGGCCUUGGGAAUUGGGCAGAACCUAAGGAAUUUGUUUAUUUACUGGAUAAUGUUCCCCAUGACUGGCUGUUCUUGCAGUGUAAGGCAGUGGUGCAUCAUGGUGGUGCUGGAACAACAGCUGCUGGGCUAAAGGCUGCGUGUCCAACUACCAUUGUACCUUUCUUUGGUGAUCAGCUUUUCUGGGGGGAGCGUGUACACGCUAGAGGGUUAGGACCCCCACCUAUUCCUGUGGAUGAAUUUACCCUGCCAAGGUUGGUUGAUGCAAUAAAAUUCAUGAUGGAUCCAAAGGUGAAGGAGCGGGCUGUUGAACUGUCCAAGGCUAUGGAAUCAGAGGAUGGGGUGACUGGAGCAGUGAAAGCAUUUUUCAAGCAUCUUCCUCAAGUAUUGCGACCUCAAACUCCACCACCACCAUCAGGUUUCAUCGAACACCUUUUUGAAUCCGUACGGAGAUGUUUAGGCUGUUCUUGAUUCUUUUCUUUUCCUGUACACACCCAUAAUCUGUCAUUUUAUGCCUUCCCAAAACUAAUUCUAACACUGCUGAGUGCUGCCUAUUGUGUCAUUUUGUAUCAUCUUGCUGUCAUUAUUAUCUCCUGGGUUAUGCCAUUCAGUUGCAAAAAAGAAAUUAGAUCCAGGUUAUUUAUUUCUUAAUUUUGUACAGUGUUCUUGUUUUUUAUAGUAGAUGGAUUUGUUUAAAUUAAAAUAUGAAAGGAAACAUUCAACAAAUUUCAGAA
This is a messenger RNA of Phoenix dactylifera (date palm), 6113 nucleotides long. RefSeq names its product sterol 3-beta-glucosyltransferase UGT80A2-like. NCBI's taxonomy places the organism in Eukaryota, Viridiplantae, Streptophyta, Magnoliopsida, Arecales, Arecaceae. Gene Ontology annotation, biological process: carbohydrate metabolic process. Gene Ontology annotation, molecular function: hexosyltransferase activity; UDP-glycosyltransferase activity. The record is from RefSeq and is a predicted model, not a curated record.